Messenger RNA from Lampris incognitus (smalleye Pacific opah), 1369 nucleotides. RefSeq names its product MARVEL domain containing 3 (gene marveld3). The record is from RefSeq and is a predicted model, not a curated record. Bases 5 to 1066 code for a protein of 353 amino acids. NCBI's taxonomy places the organism in Eukaryota, Metazoa, Chordata, Actinopteri, Lampriformes, Lampridae. The transcript is spliced from 3 exons. Gene Ontology annotation, cellular component: membrane.
AGACAUGCCGGAGACGGGGAGACACCACAGGUCACCAGACAUGCCAGAGACGGGGAGACACCACAGGUCAACAGACAUGCCGGAGACGGGGAGACACCACAACACCGACGCCGACGCCGAACCGACGGGACACAGGGAGGCCGACGCUCCACAUCACACACACCCCUCCUCGUCUGACGAGGAGGAGUCCAUGAACGACCGAGACCAGAGGAGGGUUAAGGGGCAGGAGAGGGCUUCUGGAAAUGCCAGACGGGGGAGACAAAGACCCCCCUCCGACAGACAGAGGGACGUGACACCUGCCUCCCACCCGAACCAACCCGCUCCCACCAGCGGCCGUCCGGGGCCCUCCUGCACGGCCCGAGAGCGUCCGGCGUCUCCCCCCGAACGGCGGCGACACGACGCACAACACAAAGCAGCGCCGCUCUACAACCUCCGAUACGUCCUGACCGCCAGAGGCCUCUGCCAGGUGAUGGAGGUGUUCGUGAAUCUGCUCAUCGUCAUCUGUGCUGGCUUGCCGUACAGCAACGCGGGGGGCUACCGGGACCUGGCCAGCCUCGGGGGACUCUACCAUUACUACUACGGCGGCGCCAACGCCUUCACCGGGGCGGACGCCGCCAGGGUGAAGGAGCUGGACCGGCUCUUCCACCAGCUCAAGCGGCCGCCGUACGUCUUCGCCAUGGCCUGCGGCGGCGCUCUGUUGGGUUAUGCCUGCCUGGCGCUCGCCCUGGGCGUGUUCAGGGUCCCGUACCGCUGGCCCCCGGUGCUGCUGGCAGAGGCCGCGCUGAACCUCCUGAUCGGCCCGGGCUACGUGCCGGCCGUGGCGUUCUACUUCGUCAAGCUAAAGGAGACGUACGACCACGCCGUUUGCCAGGAGCGAGAGCGCCUCUACAAGAGUAAAGGUCACCGCGGCUUCGAGUGCCAGUUCCACGGGACGGACAUCGCCGGGGGUCUCUUCGGCGUCCUGGGGGCUGUGGCGUUUGUCUGCGGCGCCGUGCUCGCCGUGCGGGCUUUCAGGUCAGUGCGCGAGUUAAAGAAGCGGCCCUGGAGAGAGGAGGGCCGUCUGUGAGGGGCCGCUUCAGGCUGCAGCAGAGUCGAACAAAACAACGUAAAGGAGGAGCGGCGAAGGUCCCGCGCUCCACACACACACACACACACACACACACACACACACACACACAGGCAGGGUGGUCUUCUGUGUUUACAGGAGUCACACGUCGUUACACAAAACGUGACUCGGUGUUGCCCAGUCGGCUCUGUUCGGGUGUUCUGUUGGCAGUACGGCUGUAACGGUGCCGUUCAGCAUUCCUGCUCUUUUUUAGCUGUUUUACUUCCUUUGUUACUGUUUUCCAUUUAUUAAUAAAGUGCUGGA